AUGUCCUGGGCAGGCUUCUCGUCCGUUCGUAUCUCGGGACAGUCUGGCUCAUCCACGACCCCGUCAUUCAGCACUACGACAUCCUCGUUCUCAUCCUCAUCCACAAGCCUUGCGUCGUCCGCAAAGCCAUCCUUCUCUCCCAAUCCCUCUUCCUCUUCCUCGCCGUCAGUUUCAAUUUCAGCAACUUCAUCAACCUCAUCACAUACAACGCACCCUCUCCCUCGCCCUGUGUGCAGACACAUCCGCUGCCAUUCUAAUGACAACAGGAACGACGGCAACAACGAUGACUCGGACGGCUCGACCAUCACCGUCUUCUACCGUCCCCUACCCACCACCUCCCCGUCCGCGCCUGGACACGAAUGCGCGCAACCCUCGGCAUCGGGAGCAGGCUCGGCAUCGACAUCCCGGGUCGAGAGCAGCGUGAAUGGGACCGGCCACCGCCACUCCAGCUAUGCAACUCCUCCUCCGCGUCCACCGCCACUGUCGGAGAAAGCGCUAGGGAAAAGACCGGUGGUGGACUGGAGGAGGAGGGAUGUUAUGGAUAUUAAGGCUCACGGCCACGAUUCACUUGUUGCUGAUCGUCUUCGGGGUUUGCGGAUCGAUGAUGGUGGGGGGAGGAAGCGUGGUAAGGGGGAUGUGAGGAGAAGGAGGAAGCGUGCACGUGGUGGUGGUGAUGGGGAAAAGUGGGAGAUGGAGGAAAGGAGGGAAAGGAGGAAGGGGGAAGUGGAGAGGUUGGAUGUGGGUUGGAGGAGCGUGUUGGCCCCCGAAAUAGCACACGCCGAGUACCUGACGGUCGAUGUCGGAGAGCCCGGCCACCCUCAUCUGGUACGUCCACUCUUCUUCCCGCUUUUCGCUCCUGAUCUUGUCGAAGAGGAGAUCGCAAGCGAAGAAGUGCUGACCGAGGCGACGAUAAACAGAUUUCGUGUAUCAAGGAGGAGCAGGGCUGGGAGUGGAAUUCGUUGCUUCGUGCAUUGCUACUCCAGCUCACUGCUCACUUCUCCCCAUCCCGCUUAUUCCCGCGACACUUUCAGCUUGUCCACUUUCGAGAGACACUCGGUCACCUCAAUCGAUCAAAACCAAGACACUGACCCCAUUGCCGCAGCACUCUUCCUCCCCAGCUACCUCCGCCAUCGCCUCCCAGCCCGCUCCCCCUCCUCCAGCCAGCAAUUACCCUCUUCUUCCGCCACCGGGACAUCGGUAGCCUCCUCAUCUACUCCCCACCAUUCCAACGCCAACGCAAACAGUGACUGGCGCGAGGACGACAUCGACCCUGCGUCGCCAAUGCACUCUUUCAAUACGGAUUACCUCUAUCACAAGUCUGACUCACCUGUCGUCGACAUCUUCGUUACCGACGAGGACAGUCGGUGGGUUUGGGGCGAGGCGUGGGAGGGGGAUGGUGGGAAUAGGGUUGGGAAAGAGGGGGAUGGUGGGAUGACGGAUGGACGGGAGAAGGGGGAGGGGGGAAUGGGAGAGGAGAGGGUAGAUGGGGAACAAAAGGGAGAUUAUACAGAGGACGGAGAGAAGGAGGAGGAGGAGGAAGGAGGAUGGCCGAGAGGGUGCUGGGGGUGCCUUGGGAGUUGA
Westerdykella ornata is the source of this 1581-nucleotide messenger RNA. RefSeq lists its product as uncharacterized. The record is from RefSeq and is a predicted model, not a curated record. The transcript is spliced from 3 exons. Lineage: Eukaryota; Fungi; Ascomycota; Dothideomycetes; Pleosporales; Sporormiaceae. The coding region runs from base 1 to 1581 and encodes 526 amino acids.